Molecule: messenger RNA, 1174 nt
Organism: Amaranthus tricolor (Joseph's coat)
Lineage: Eukaryota; Viridiplantae; Streptophyta; Magnoliopsida; Caryophyllales; Amaranthaceae
Exons: 3
Coding region: 501-800 (99 amino acids)
Biological process (GO): mRNA 3'-end processing
Cellular component (GO): RNA polymerase II, holoenzyme
Molecular function (GO): RNA polymerase II complex binding
Source: RefSeq, a predicted model, not a curated record
GCUUCUUCACGCUUUAGAAUAUCCUCUUUGUUUUUUUUUUUUUUUUCUAUAGUUCAUUACUGAACUUUCCAACCUCACCUAAUCUGUUCUUCAAGCUUCAAAAUAACCUGCAUGUUUCCUUGCGAAAUCCUCUAUUCUCAUUCUGAUCAAAUUAAAGUUACUUAUCCUAAUUGUUAUUUCAGGUUUUAUUUUCGUUUUCAUCCGUAUUUAAAACUUGUUUUUGAUGGUUAUGAACCCACAUUAGUUUUCGUUUUCAUCUGAAUUUACAACUUCUGAUUCAGUUUUCAUUUACAUCAGUUUUCGUUUUCAAUAUAGUUUCAGAUGAAAAUUAGGGUUGAGCGAACAAACCCGAUUUCUCCAUUACAGCUUAAAUCUAGGGGUUUUUUCGAAAGAUGUCUCAGUUUGGAUCAACAAAGCACAAAAGUCCUUAAUCUCACUGUUCUUCAGCGACUCGAUCCUUCCAUUCAACGAACAAGCCUGAUUUCUUCUUACUGCUGCUCAUGUCGCCUUCUACGAAUUCAACGUUUCUCUUGGACGAUGGGUCAGUCGUUUUCUCAUUGACAACUUAUAGCGAAGCAGAAGUGAUCAUCACAACAUGGAAUAAACAGUUCCAAAGUUCUGAGACGGCCCGAAAGAUCCAACUUUUGUAUCUUGCCAAUGAUAUACUGCAGAACAAUAAAAGGAAAGGAAAUGAGUUUGUUGAGUUCUGGAAGGUGCUUCUUGCGGCUCUCAGCAAAGACGUGGAUGACAAGGGUGAUGAGCAAGGAAAGAAGGUCUUCUCUAGAAUGGUUAAAAUAUGAAAAGAUAGAAGAGUUUUCGGAUCCAAAAUGACAUAAUCAUGAAAAAUGAGGUGCCUCCUGCUCUUGAAUUUCGCAAGAAGCGAUGUGAUAGAAUUAGUAUCAUUGCUCAGAAUGACUAUUCAGAACGAUAGUCUGCUCAUACAAUAAAGGGAUUGACCAAGACUAGGCGAAAUUUUGAUAAUAAUAUUUGUAUUGUAGACAAUAUAAGUGUUUAAAAUAUCACUAUUAAAUUCAAUAGUGUAACUUGAAGAGCUGCGUGCUGUGUCUUUAAAAGAACGAUCUAUCCAAACUUUUUAGUACUAAUAAUUAAAACUCACAAGACUAUGUAUUGCAUUGUAAUUACAAAAUAGGUCUUAACCACACAAUGGCAUUAU